AUUUGGCGCGCAGCACCUCAUUCAGCUCGGUGAGCUCAGACAGCACGAUCUGUUCUCGUCUGGCGAUUCUUCAAUUAGCAUCAAGUCGUUGUUUCUUAUUCCUGUUUCAAUCGAGUCUUUAUGACUUACGAUGGUGUUGCUGUAAUACAAAAACUACGAGCAGUGUGCUUAAUUGAACAUAGGAGUUGGUCUGCAAGGUGGUGAAGUUUACUAUAGUGAUUAAAUGCUGUGACGGGAAACAUGAUAAGAAAGAAUUGUCGUACUGACCGAUGGUUGCGCAUAAGUGAAGAUUGAGGUGUCCGAUUUCAAGUUCAAAGCGUGUGAAUAUUGUGAACAUUAAUAGUGUAAGGCUGAGAAUUUCAGUCAGUCAGCUUCUUUAUCCGAUACUUCGUGUUCCAAUCCAGCACAAGAAUGACUAUCGCGAAGUGGAUGAGGCCAACGAUGAUCACUUUACUAGAGGAGAACCCCACAAAAUGAAGGAUUUUUUUUGUAAGAUACCACUGCUGUUACUGCUGGUAGUGACCGCCACCAAUCUAUGUCACAGCCGCGAGGAAGGGCUCUUUGAACCAGUGGAAGGUAUUUGCGAUCGAUGUUCCUGCGUUAUUAGUAACCAAACCAACACCCAGCAGCACGAUUAUUCUCUGCUGGAUUGUUCAACUAAAAACCUUCAACACAUGUUGGUUAGCUGGCCAGAUCCCUUCGAUGGUUUGAAAGCCGGACAGGAGAUUGUGUUUUCCCUCUCGGGAAAUAAUAUCAACGUACUGCGACAACUACCGGCCACCGAGGCAGAUUUGGUGUUCAGCUGCCGGCACUGCAAUUUAAGUGAGCUGCAUGGAGGAGUCUUUAUCGAUGCACCUAACGUGAUCCGACUGGACCUAAGCUGGAACCACUUAACUGGGGAAGAUCUUCGCCCGGACGUCUUCCGUGGUCGCUAUGCAGAGCAAGUGUAUGAAUCGAUAACUCUUGAUGAGUUGGAUCUGAGUUACAACAUAAUCGAGUAUCUGGACGAAUCGCUCUUCGAGCACAUGGUUUAUUUACGUAGGUUGUCGCUAGCUCACAAUCCAAUCGAGGAACUCACCGAAGGGACAGCGAUUGCCAUAGGAUCGAUACGUCAACUUGAGCAUCUUGAUCUCUCCUACACCGAGCUUGAGGACAUUCCUGGCAGGGUGUUCGAGAAAAUAAGCAAUCUGAGAGAGUUACUGAUUCAUGGAAAUCGUUUCACGACUGUUCCUGGGUCAGUGGCGCUACUGAAGCCAACUUUGAUAUCACUAUACAUCGGGGAAAAUCCAAUUCAGAUGCUAAAUGAUGAAAGUUUUUUCGAUCUUGAUAAACUGACGCAUUUGAACAUCAGCGGAAUGACUCAGUUGAAGGACAUCGACAUAGGAACUUUUAGUGGUUUGAAAUCGCUAGAAGUUUUGACUUGCAGCAAUAAUCCCAUGUUGAGCGAGUUUGAUUUGAGCGAUUUGAAGGGGUUAAUGCGACUGCGACAGUUGGACCUUUCCAAUUGCGGUCUACAGCACCUCAGCCUGGACGAAACAAUCCCGGAACAUGACGAUAGCUCCGACAUCGCCCACAUCGAAGUGUUCCCCAAGCUGCGCUCGGUCCGCCUGGAAAGCAAUCCAUGGCACUGUGAUUGUCAGUUGUACGAGUCGGUGGAGUCAAUUCGACACAUUCUGGAAAAUGAGUUCGACACGGCUAGUUCGACAGAGGCCCGCUGCGAGACUCCAGCUGAUUUGACAGCCCUUCCAAUAACGGAGCUGGCCGAGAAAUCCCUCUGCCGGGCACCACUGAAAAAAGUUCCUAAAAUACCGAUUUACGAACCACCGGCCUUUCUCCGGCCUCGCUCGAUUGUCCUUUCCAUUCUGUCGGUGGGAGUGGUACUGCUUAUCGGUGCCAUCAUCGGUUUCAUCAUCGUUUGCAUUAAACGAAAAUUGAAAAAUAGCGACUUUGGAUUUACCUCCCCUGUUAGAUACACAACAGUGCGAAACAGCACCACCUCGACGAUUAUGCAACAAGCUUGAUUUAUUUGGUUCUGCCAUGCAGCUUUUUCCAUCUAGUCUGAUUUUAGUACGUAAAUUAUUGUUAAGUUCAUAAAUAAAAAUAUAAUUUGUUUGAACCUUA
Molecule: messenger RNA, 2121 nt
Organism: Wyeomyia smithii (pitcher-plant mosquito)
Lineage: Eukaryota; Metazoa; Arthropoda; Insecta; Diptera; Culicidae
Product: carboxypeptidase N subunit 2-like
Exons: 4
Coding region: 474-2021 (515 amino acids)
Cellular component (GO): extracellular matrix
Molecular function (GO): protein binding
Source: RefSeq, a predicted model, not a curated record